AUGGCGGCUGUAAGGCUUCGCAAAGCAUUUCGAUAUCCAGAAGACUCGGAUGAGGGCCGUGAAGAGCUCGAUGAGGAGGAACAGGAACAACUGAUCGAGCAGUUGCAGCGACAGAAUGAUGCCCGCAAUGCCCAAUAUCAUAUCAUCUUCACAAGUAUUCCGCUGCUUUCAACUAUUGCCUUCUUGCCGUCAGUCUUCGCAGCAUCGAGCCUGACCGAAUGGCUCCUAUCGAUCCUGGGAGUACUGUCCCUGUUAGGCACGGCCUAUACCAUGCGGUUGUCCCCUUUGCAUCCAGAUCGCAAGGGUAAGAAGCCUGUCACCGCUGAGAACGAGCGCAUCACUCGACUACAUUCGGCCCUUCUUCCUGUCAACGGGGCUGUAUGUCUGCUGUUGACUGCCGCUUACUUUUUCGCGGGGACGGGCCCAUCUUCCAUUCGACCUGUUCUGUAUCUGAUCCCUGGAGCCAUGCUCGCAGCUAUCUUGCUUGCCCGGGACAUGAUGCUCUCGGUGGAUCUCUCGGCCCUGAAGAAUCUGCAGUACGAGCACAAGGGCGCAUAG
This is a messenger RNA of Penicillium daleae, 558 nucleotides long. RefSeq lists its product as uncharacterized. Bases 1 to 558 code for a protein of 185 amino acids. The transcript has 3 exons. NCBI's taxonomy places the organism in Eukaryota, Fungi, Ascomycota, Eurotiomycetes, Eurotiales, Aspergillaceae. The record is from RefSeq and is a predicted model, not a curated record.